Molecule: messenger RNA, 1357 nt
Organism: Eruca vesicaria subsp. sativa (arugula)
Lineage: Eukaryota; Viridiplantae; Streptophyta; Magnoliopsida; Brassicales; Brassicaceae
Source: the annotation of a GenBank genome assembly
GAUGAAUUUGGGAGAUUUGAACAAGGUGUGGGAAAUUAAAGCGUUGAAGAAGAAACCAAAGGAAGAAGAAGCGAGAAAGAUUCUGGAGAAAGUGGCGAAUCAGGUUCAACCUAUUAUGACUCGUCGCAAAUGGCGUGUCAAGCUUCUCUCUGAAUUCUGCCCAACAAAUCCAAGGCUUUUGGGAGUGAAUGUUAAUAGAGGCGUUCAUGUGAAAUUAAGGCUCCGGAGGGUAAACCAUGAUGCAGAUUUCUUAUCCUAUCACGAAGUUCUUGACACUAUGCUCCACGAGCUUUGCCACAACGCCCAUGGUCCUCACAACGCCUCUUUCUAUAAACUCUGGGAUGAACUUCGUAAGGAAUGUGAGGAGUUGAUGUCAAAGGGUAUCACAGGGACAGGCCAGGGCUUUGAUGUUCCUGGCAAGCGUUUGGGUGGCUUUUCUCGUCAGCCUCCCAUCUCUUCUCUUCGGGCAACGGCAGCUAAAGCAGCAGAGAAAAGAGUUCGUGCAGGCAAUCUGUUACCCUCAGGACCUCACCGUCUUGGUGGUGACAGCAGCAUCAUGUCAGAUCUUACCCCAGUCCAGGCUGCUGCAAUGGCUGCUGAAAGGCGUUUACUUGAUGACAUCUGGUGUGGUUCCCAAUCCACAGAGGCUUUUGAAGACCAAGAAAAUGAUAAUGACGCAUGUGCGGAACCCGUUCCGGUAAGGUCAGCAAAAAGAAGCAGUAGCUGCUCAAAUGCCACCAAUUCAUCUUCAAGUCAUCAGUGUGGAUCAUAUGUCAUUGAUUUAACAGAUGAUGAUGCCUCUGAAAGUAGAUGUAUUAAAAGAAGUUGCAACCCUGGCGAUCAAGGUCCUUCGUGUUCCUCCAGAGAUGAACCGAUAUCUGGUGUCAUGGAAUCAUCAGAAACUUCACCAUCGACUGGUUACAAUGCAAACCAAGGCAGAGAAGAAACUGCAAUGUGGGAGUGUGCAGAAUGCACCUUACUGAACCCGUUGUUGGCUCCAAUAUGCGAGCUAUGCACUGCAGCAAAGCCAAAGGAAAAAGAGAUGAAGCAUAAAGUUUGGUCUUGCAAGUUCUGCACGCUUGAAAACGAGGUGAAGCAGGAGAAAUGUGAGGCUUGUGGUCAGUGGAGAUACUCGUAUGGACAACCAUUGUCGACUCGUGCUCCUAAUGUCGGCACUUGAGGGAGUCCUUAAUGUUCUACAAGGACUAAUCUGAGCCAUUUAUUUUUUGUAGCUAAAGAGCGAUGACAACAAGUUUCUCCAUGAUAUGUCAUCUGUAAACCGAGUCCGACUUGGGCAUAUGGCUGCGUUAUGUUAUGUAGGAUUACACCUUUUAACUCCAUUUGGUACAAAGAAUAU